This is a messenger RNA of Fusarium poae, 273 nucleotides long. RefSeq lists its product as uncharacterized. The record is from RefSeq and is a predicted model, not a curated record. NCBI's taxonomy places the organism in Eukaryota, Fungi, Ascomycota, Sordariomycetes, Hypocreales, Nectriaceae. Bases 1 to 273 code for a protein of 90 amino acids. The transcript is spliced from 2 exons.
AUGAUGUUAACCUCUCGCUGGAAUCAGCAAACCAGCUCAGCGCGUCGUCCUGGUUCGCUUAGGGUUAACCCGGCUACACCGCCAAAAGUAUGUGCCAUGAAAGUUGCGGAGCCCCGGAAUACAUGGGGCCAAGCUCCUCCUCUGGUACUCCAUCAACAUAUUGGCGAAGCUGCUUGUGUUGCGCAGCCAUGUCAUCUGCCAACGCCUCUACGACGAUUAACUGCCGAACCAGCCAUCGCUCCAAGCUCCUCGUCGCCUAAGCCCGAGAACUAG